GUGACUUUUUAGUAAAUAUCCAGACACUCGAUACAUUAUCGUAGUGUAACCCGACAACGUUAGUCCGUAUACUUAUUGGGAACUUUAUAUACCUACCAAGGAGCAACAGUCGACUUCAAAUUGGACAAAAAUGGAUGAGUUUGAAGAGAAAUGUAAACGAGUCUUUGAUAUGUUUGACUUGGACGGGGAUGGCCAGCUUACAAAGGCGGAGAUAAAACGGGGCUACCACAUGUUUGAGAUGUGCCCGACAGAGGAAGAUCUUGACCAGACGAUGUCAGCCCUCGACAUUGAUAAUUCGGGCACAGUUGAUUUGGAGGACUUCAAGAUUUUAAUGAGGAAAAUUGAUCAAGAGGAGGAGAAGGCAAAUGUGGCUGACGCCUUUAAAAAACUUGAUCGCCGCAAGAGGGGCUACUUAGACAAAAAACAGUUUACCGUGGUACUCAAUGGCGCAAUGAAAGGCGAGGCCGGGGGGAAAUUCAGUAAAGGGGAAAUCGAUGAGUUUUUCAAAGUGGUAGACACGAAUGGUGACGGCAAGAUUGAUUGCGAAGAAUUUGUAGAAGCUUUCACGGGGGAAACAGAUGUAUUCGCAAGUAUACGGAAACCAGAAUAUGAACUUAAAGAAGAAGCUGAAAAUGAAUGUCAGCAGCAAGUAAAAAUCUAAAGGAAACUGGUGUUAAAUGUGAUCUGUCAGUUAUGAACAUUCUAGAUUUAUUGGAUAACAUGACCAUACAUCACAGAAAGUCAACCAAGGCUUACAUUGGUGUCAUCCAGUGAUUCAGUGAGGACAUAUGUUAACGCAAUCGGAAAUCCGUUCGGGUCUUUCCGUCAGAUUGAUGUUUUUUCCGAAAAUAUGACGAACAGGCGUGAGUGGCAAUCGGAAUCUGAUUGAUUGAGUGAUGGGGCUUAACGUCCUUGUUCCGGUUAUAACCGAGUCUAGGACACUGGCAAUCGGAAUCACUCGGCACUUCUCGUCAUAUCUUCGGAAAACAAGAUACAUGCAUGACGCCAGGGCCCAAAUGGUUUUCCGACUGAUAACAAUUUACUAUGGCAGGUUUUUGCGAUUGUCACAGUGUGCCUCACAUAGAUUCAAUAUUCACAAACUCCAGUUGAUAAAAGGUUAAAGGUCAGGCAGUUUAAUAUCGAAAGAAUACAUUAAACAGCUAAGUAAUCGCUCGCGACAAUCAAAGGGAAGUUACUCGUGUUUUCACCCGUCUGUCAAAUCUUGCUACCGGCAGUAGUCAUAAAGCAGAACUGAAAUUGAAAUUUAAUAAUCUAUAUUUCAAUUUAAGCCCAAAAUGGUAACUAAACUCAAUAAAAAAUGAACCGUACUUAAUUGAAUUCCUGUUUAUUUUAGAGCCUAUGUACGGGUACGAAAACGUCUCUCUCUCUAUAUAUAUAUAGAUAUGUGAGAUACUGAGCUUGUUUCAGUUGCACGAAUCUUGGUACAUUAUCCAUUAAGAUCAAAGUCCAGUAUGCUGAUCUGAUCAUUUAUAUGUGUCUAUAUGGAAUGAAGAAUGCUGUACGGGAGAUGACAAGUAUUGUUUGAUCAACAAUGCGCUUUCUAGUUUCGCAGUAUAAACGAUAUGUUGAAUACACUGUAAGCUAUACCUAUUAGUAAUAUCUAUUGUAUAUUUUUGUCAUGUACGAAUAAAAAUCUUUAAUGUGUUUUUAUAUAAAACGAGGAAAGAAAGAGAAAGAAUGAUGGAGAAACAACGAACCAUAUUUCAGAAAACUCUAGUUUGCUUAUAUAACGGCCAAUUCCGUCUAAGCUCGGAAACAAAACUGAGCUUUGACGGAACUGGCCGAGAUGUAUUGCGAUUGUCCACUGUAACGGAAAAAAAUAGUAUUAAAGAAAUGAUAGUAGA
Messenger RNA from Pecten maximus, 1865 nucleotides. RefSeq names its product neo-calmodulin-like. The transcript is spliced from 5 exons. Bases 131 to 661 code for a protein of 176 amino acids. The record is from RefSeq and is a predicted model, not a curated record. Lineage: Eukaryota; Metazoa; Mollusca; Bivalvia; Pectinida; Pectinidae. Gene Ontology annotation, molecular function: calcium ion binding.